Molecule: messenger RNA, 497 nt
Organism: Onthophagus taurus
Lineage: Eukaryota; Metazoa; Arthropoda; Insecta; Coleoptera; Scarabaeidae
Product: zinc finger protein 385D
Molecular function (GO): nucleic acid binding; zinc ion binding
Source: RefSeq, a predicted model, not a curated record
GUUAAAAAACCGGCUUUUUUUGCAUGAAAUCUUUUAUUCUGUGUAGUGUGGCGUGGAUGUAUGUAGUGAAGUCUCAGAAGCUUGCCGAGAUGUCUGGAGAGCUAAGAAAUUCGAUUGAGGAGGUGCAUUUUGACCCUAACAUACCCGAGCACCUAGAUGAUCCUUUUCAACUACAAAAAAAGGUGUAUGUAUGCCAAUUAUGUAACGUUCAAGUUACCAGUUCAAACGUAUUAAAGAGACACAACGAGGGGAGAAAGCAUAGGAUGAGGGUCGAGAGACAAGGAAAAACUUUUAAAUGCGACCUUUGUGAUAUUUCUGCUAAUAGUCAAUCUCAACUUGAUGCUCACUUAAAAAGUUCAAAACACAAAGCGAAAUUAAUUAGAAGAGAAAAUGCAAACCAAAUGAUGAAUAAAGGAAUUUGGAUAAUAUUGUUUGGAGUGGUCGUAAUAUUCCUGAACCUGUUGCUUUUAUUUAAGUACAUUAAUUUGAUUCUAUGA